This is a messenger RNA of Prunus mume (Japanese apricot), 2307 nucleotides long. Its product is annotated as sucrose nonfermenting 4-like protein. The record is from RefSeq and is a predicted model, not a curated record. NCBI's taxonomy places the organism in Eukaryota, Viridiplantae, Streptophyta, Magnoliopsida, Rosales, Rosaceae.
AACAUCACUAUCGGAGUUUCUGUCUUUUAGGGUUCGAAAUUAGAUUCGAUCGUGUCGCAAGCCUUCUCGAUUUUCUCACCCAUUUUUAAAUUUAUCCUAAUUAUUUCCGCUAGGGUUUCGUUUUCACUUGCCAUUUUCGUCGAUUUAUUGAAAUGGAAGGCCUUUCGCUGCUCUAAUUGUAAAUAAAAUGAGCGAGCAUGUCGUAGGGAGUUUAGAUUGCUUGGAGGGUUAAUUAUUUUUGAGAAAUAUUUAUAUAAAAUUUGGGGGCAAAUGUUUGCUACCAACAUGGAUUCGGCGCGGGAUGUAGGUGGAGCUCCAAGCACGGUGUUGAUCCCAAUGCGGUUUGUGUGGCCUUAUGGAGGCAGAAGUGUAUUUCUCAGUGGUUCAUUUGCACGGUGGUCUGAACUUAUUCCUAUGACGCCGGUUGAGGGUUGCCCCACUGUGUUUCAGGCUAUUUACAGCGUAAUGCCUGGAUAUCACCAGUACAAGUUUUUCGUUGAUGGAGAAUGGCGACAUGAUGAGCACCAACCUUAUGUGAGUGGUGAAUAUGGGUUAGUGAACACCGUUCUCUUGGCUACGGAUCCUAAUUUCUUUCAUCCAAAUGUAACCCCAGAGAUAACUUCUGGAUCUAAUAUGGAAGAGGAUACUGAGGCCUUUCGGCGUUUGGUCCGGAUUACAGAUGGUAAUUUAACUGAUGUAGUACCGAGGAUAACAGAGGGUGAUCUGCAGGGCUCUCGUCAUCGUAUUUCUGUUUUCUUGUCUGCACAUACCACUUAUGAACUACUCCCCGAGUCAGGCAAGGUUGUCGCCUUGGAUGUUGAUUUGCCUGUAAAGCAAGCAUUUCAUAUAUUGCAUGAGCAGGGAAUCCCUUUGGCGCCUCUUUGGGACUUCAGCAAGGGACAGUUUGUUGGAGUUCUAACUGCAUCGGAUUUUAUAUUGAUAUUAAGGGAGCUUGGGAACCAUGGGUCUAAUUUGACAGAGGAAGAGCUUGAAACACAUACUAUAGCUGCAUGGAAAGAAGGAAAAGCAUAUCUAAACGGACAAAUUGAUGGGCAUGGGAGAGCAUUGCCAAGGCGUUUCAUCCAUGCUGGGCCUUAUGAUAAUAUGAAAGAUGUUGUUUUGAAACUUUUGCAAAAUGAGGUUGCUACUGUUCCAAUUAUUCAUUCAUCUUCAGAAGAUGGCACAUUUCCACAGCUAUUACAUCUUGCUUCGCUGUCUGGUAUUUUAAAAUGUAUUUGCAGGUACUUUAGGCAUUCUUCUAGCUCAUUGCCCAUACUUCAAGCACCAAUAUGUGAACUUCAUGUGGGUACUUGGGUUCCAGAAAUUGGAGAGUCAAAUUGUCGGCCAUUAGCAAUGUUGAGACCAAGUGCUUCACUUAGUGCAGCAUUAAACUUGUUAGUGCAAGCUCAAGUAAGUUCAAUACCUAUUGUUGAUGACAAUGACUCUUUACUGGAUAUAUAUUGUCGGAGUGACAUAACGGCUUUGGCUAAAGAUAGAGCAUAUGCACAUAUUAAUCUCAAUGAAAUGACUAUUCAUCAGGCAUUGCAGUUGGGACAAGACUCUUAUUCUCCCUUUGAACCAAGAAGUCAAAGAUGUCAGAUGUGUUUGCGCUCUGAUUCGCUGCAUAAAGUGAUGGAGCGAUUGGCCAAUCCAGGUGUCAGACGGCUUGUCAUUGUGGAAGCUGGCAGUAAGCGGGUUGAAGGCAUUGUUUCACUAAGUGACAUUUUCAAGUUCUUGCUUGGUUAGCUCCUCAAAGCUGUAGUUGAAAAAGGCAGAGGGGGUUUGUUCAGUGGUUCUCGACGCCACCCAUGUCUUCCCAACUGUUCAUUAGAGGAUCCAGUACCUUACAUGGUGACUUGGUCUGGUUUCAUUCAAACAUACAAUUGGAUUGGCCUCAUUGCUUCGCCUAGUUUUUUAGAAUUUUAGGCUGAAAAGAGGCCUGUAAAUUGCGAGGAAUUCGUUUCCUCUGAAAUUUGUUGGUCAUCCCCCUCCCUUUAUUAUUUAUACAUUGUGCUGCUGAUGUAGAUGCGAUGUUACUGAAUAGCAGGUUCCUGUAUUAGUUUUCUGUUGAAAUUAGGGGAAAAAAUGCAGAAAAUGAUGCAGUGGGGGAGGAACGGAAUGAACAAUUGAAGUUAUUGGGUUCUAUGCUUACUUGUUGUCAUGUAAUUGGUUUUUAGGUUCAUCCAUAUCUUCUUGUGGUUUGAUCUUCUUCAGACGUAUUGUAAGUAGCAGGCAAAUGGAGAACUCAAUAAAGUGAACCAUAUCAUGCUGUGUAUAUGCAAGUGUAAUGUUGAUGAGAUUGUGGUA